GUCAAGGAGUUAAGUCCUGAAGAGAUUGAGCGACGUCGCAAAGCACGUGAAGCGGAACGAGAAAGUAAUCCAUACUAUGUGAAAGGAACAGCGACUGCUCCAAAACGUCCAACACGUUUCGUUGCCCUUGAAUCUUUGCAUUCUAACGAUGUGGACAAAGUCGACAUUCAAAGUCCCUUGGAAAUACCUGGAGUCGUUGGGUUGUCACGAUACAUGGAACAACAAGAUGCGACCAUGACAUGGAAAGAAGCCAAAGAGGACACGAAAAAGAAAAAGAAGAUGAACAAGAAGGGCAAGAAGAAGAAGCGUGUCAGCAGUUCCAGUGAAGAAGAAGUCAACCGAGCAGAUGGUGAGAUGCCGGAAGGAGCAAAGACGACAGACGAAGAGGACGCUCAUGCGCAGGGCCUUUCGGACGAGUUCCGAGCGCUGGAUAUCAACCUGGACGAGCCGCUACGACCAGAUGAAGUGGUACGAGGGCCACAGGCGUACAAUCGUCAGAGUGCUGCCCCGCGGCCUGCUCUUGUACCCCGUUCGCCGACGACGACAUCUUAUCAAAACCGUACCCCGCUGGAGUUGGGUGAUUCGAUAAAGAAGAAGAAAAGGGAGAAGAAAAGCGGUGAAGAUGGAGUUCACAAAAGGAAGAAGAAGAGGGCCCCGGCUGCUGCCGCGUCAGCAAAGAACAACGAGAUCGACAUGGAUGCGUGGUUGCAAGAUGAGGCACCUCCUGUUGUAGAGGCAAAUAGCUUUGGUGAUUCUUUAAAGGUCGAGAAGAAGGGGAAAAAGAAGAAGAAAGUCGCAGCGGCGAGGGAGGCAUAUGAGGAAGCGUCUGGUGUCUGCACUCCAUCGAAUCCAAAUCUGGACAGAGGAAUAUCCCCGCGCAUGGGUAAUAGCAGCACAGCGUUCAGCUCUAGGCUUUGUUCAAACUCGGAUCUCAGUGUGGACUAUUCUUCAUCAGCAAGUCUUGGCGUAGAUGGAGAAAUCGUCGCAAGAUUGGAGUUGACCGUUGUUGGUGGUCGACAACUGAAGAACAUUGAGGCGAAUAUUGUGGAUACACUGAAUGCUCGUAUGGUCAGAAGUGAGCCCGGAUUUUUACUGCCGACUCGUUUAUCACCUGGAGAAACCACCGAGCUGCGAUUACAUUUAGCCGUUGUGUCAAAAACCAUUUCGCAGACUCUUCGGGUAC
Cooperia oncophora is the source of this 1183-nucleotide messenger RNA. The record is from the annotation of a GenBank genome assembly. NCBI's taxonomy places the organism in Eukaryota, Metazoa, Nematoda, Chromadorea, Rhabditida, Trichostrongylidae.